AUGUCAUUAUGUUUGUUGCCCAGUACUUGGCUGCUUAAAAACUGAUGUCAUGUGACAGGCUUCGUUUGUAGUAGUCGCUGACAGAAGCGGUAAGAGAGAAAGUGGACCGGGACUGUUUCUCGUAUUAAAUAGUUUCCCGGGUGGAGUAGUUGGAAAUUGCGUUCGUGUACCUAGCAGACCGCCGAACGUCCAGCGGACGCCAUGGGUUGCUGUUAUAGCCGUGAAAACGAGAACACCGAGCAGGACCCUGACGUGUAUAAGCCGCUGAUCCCCCACCCGAACCCCGACAGCAAGCCCCUCAACAGUACAGAAUGGAGCUCCGCCAGUGUACCCUCAGCCCGCACAGACGAACAGGCCUUACUCACAUCCAUCCUUUUCAAGACAGCCCUGAACAUCAUUGAUGUCUCGGCUGCGGACUCUCAAGGCAUGGAGCAGCAUGAGUACAUGGACAAAGCUCGGCAAUACAGUACAAAACUGGCAUUGUUGAGUAACAGUCUGUCUCAGAAGAAGCCCCUCCCUCUUCCUUCCCUCACCAGCCAGCCGCACCAAGUGCUCGCUAGUGAUCUGGUGCCAUACUCUGAUGUACAACAGGUGAACGCACGCACACAUGCUCGCACACCAGGGGUGUAACGGUUCACCAAACCCACGUUUUGGUGUCCAAGAUAGCUGCCUAUGCUUACAGUGCAAUCUCUCAGAUCAAGGUGGAUGCUAAAGAAGAACUAGUGGUCCAAUUUGCCAUCCCCUGAUCUGCCCUCUACCCUCCAUAAUACCCCCCUGUUCUGUCUCCCAUGCCCGACCCUGCAUCCAAGUGUCCCAGUCCUUGUGCUACCCAGCUAUGUGACUAGCAACCUGCUGCUACAGCUGAGGAUUAUAAGCAGAUCUCCCCUGCUGAGAGGCUUGACCUACCUCCCCGCCUGACCUACCUCCCCGCCUGACCUACCUCCCCGCCUGACCUACCUCCCCGCCUGACCUACCUCCCCGCCAGACCUACCUCCCCGCCAGACCUACCUCCCCGCCAGACCUUUCAAAGCCAUCAUUCAUCCUUCCUUCACGAGGGGUGUCAAGGAAUUUUAACUCAUCGCAGUAUAACGAUAAUGGCUGUCUUUUUGUUUUUGUUAUUUUAAAGUUUCUUGUUUUGAAGAGUGACUGAGUCUAAUGACUAAACGGUUAGCUAGCUGCGUGGCAUGGCUAGACUGUUCUGGCUCUGCUAGCCUUGUCUGAUAUGCAGCUACGGUAAUGUACUAACUAACCACAGCUAGGACAAGAGGGUGAUGCUGCUGUUCUGACACUGUGAACCCGUCACCCAGAACACACAUCCACCCCUCAUGUCAUCAAUACAAAUAUCUAGAAAGAGCCAUCACUAUAGUUUUCCAUAUCUUUGUUGGAAUCCUUAGAUUGACCUAAUGAGGUAAGACAGAACUGGGUUGGGUAGGUUUAAAAACAACAGGGACUUAGAUUCUAUAGUUGAACGAAUGGUCAAAUCUGACAUGACCCGAAUGAGUCUUACUUUGAGAUCUGCUCAUGCUGGUAGAGUGCCGGGGCGAAUGGGAGGUGGGGGACAGGUGUGGGAAUCCACAUUGUUUUCUCUGCCUCUGAUUUCUAGCAGAAACAUGCUUCCUCCUAGCACUUCAAUCAUUUAACUGGCAGUCCUUGGAUUCAUAUCUUUUAGAUUUCACAGAAACAAUAGAUGGGGCAGGGCUUAGUGAGGGCGGGGUCUAGGUGGAUGGGUAGUGUUCAGGGGCUUGUAAUGUAAAUGAAUCAGUUAAGUGUUUAUGCCUUCUAUGUACAGAUUUGUGACUCUGUCAGAAGCAAGAAGUGGAUUCUAUGCACCUCUCCGUUGUAGAGCGUCUGUUGGUCAGGAUUGGUUAAAGCUCCAAUGGGUCGGUUUUAGGAGCCAAUCAAAACUAAGGAUACAGAAACCCCGUUUUUAUGACAAGAACCCCUAUUAACAUCCAAGUUUGUUUGAUUUUUAAACAAAACAGAUUGUAAUGAGCUACUUAAAUUAACCUAGAGAAGAACAUCUAUCAUGGCAGUUUGGGAUAAACAACCAUAACCUUGGUAUCCUCAAUUAAAACGAUCAGAGGUGUUAGUGAUUUGUUUAUGUGUUGGUGCUUCUGGGGUCAUUAAAGGGAUGAUCUGGAAGGCUGUGUCCUUUAAUUGAUUUGACUUAAUAAAGGGUUUACAUGUGUUCCAUAUAUAUACUGUAUGUUACAGAAGGUCAAGUUGGGAAAUGUACACAUUCCACGUAACAGGAAAGGAGCCAGCAUAUAUUACAAGACCUUUCAUUUGGGGUUUUUGCAGUGUGCUGAGAACGUUACGUUUGUUUUCGUUAUUUCAAUGUGUAAUAUUACUGGGAUUACAUUGUUAAUUUUUUAGGCUAGUACCAAGACGUUUAAGAUAUUCUGUUACAUUUCCCCCCCACCCCCAUUUAAUUAUGUAAUGCAUUAAAGAUGUUCAACAAUGA
Salmo salar (Atlantic salmon) is the source of this 2464-nucleotide messenger RNA. Its product is annotated as ragulator complex protein LAMTOR1. Gene Ontology annotation, molecular function: molecular adaptor activity; guanyl-nucleotide exchange factor activity. The record is from RefSeq and is a predicted model, not a curated record. Gene Ontology annotation, biological process: regulation of receptor recycling; positive regulation of TOR signaling; positive regulation of MAPK cascade. Gene Ontology annotation, cellular component: lysosomal membrane; late endosome membrane; membrane raft. Lineage: Eukaryota; Metazoa; Chordata; Actinopteri; Salmoniformes; Salmonidae.